Messenger RNA from Aspergillus alliaceus, 1141 nucleotides. Its product is annotated as shikimate dehydrogenase family protein. Gene Ontology annotation, molecular function: shikimate 3-dehydrogenase (NADP+) activity. NCBI's taxonomy places the organism in Eukaryota, Fungi, Ascomycota, Eurotiomycetes, Eurotiales, Aspergillaceae. Gene Ontology annotation, biological process: chorismate biosynthetic process; shikimate metabolic process. The record is from RefSeq and is a predicted model, not a curated record. The transcript has a single exon. The annotation marks the transcript as partial.
CGAUGGCAGCAGCACCACAGAUCGUGAACGAGGUUCAGCCUCCCGAGGAGCCCAUUGCCUGUCCUGCUGACCUGGACGGUGUGGCAUAUCUCUAUGGCCAUCCUUUGCUGAACUCCCUAUCACCACCCCUCCACAAGACCGUCUACAACACCUUGGGAUUAAACUGGACCCAGAUUCCUCUAUCCAGCGUUUAUGGCACAUCCGCGACUUAUCCACCACCAUACACUCGGUCACCCCAAAUCGAUAAAUACCUGGCCUCCAUAAAGUCUAACCCCAAAUUCGUCGGUUCCUCCGUCACCAUGCCAUGGAAGGUAGCCAUCAUGCCACACUUAGACGACCUCACCGAGGAUGCCAGACAAGUCGGUGCUUGCAACACCAUCUUUCUACGCGAUGAACGGGACGGCAGCCGCUCCUAUGUCGGUACAAACACCGACUGCAUCGGUAUCCGGGAAGCCCUGCUGCAGAACUCCCCGUCUCCGGAACUCUUCCAGAACAAACCCGCCCUGAUAGUCGGCGGAGGCGGCACGGCUCGCUCGGCGAUUUAUGUCUUACGCAAAUGGCUCGGCGCCAGCAAGAUCUACAUUGUGAACCGUGACCAGUCGGAAGUCGAAGCUAUUAUGCACGAAGAUAAGGAACGGAACUCUGCCUCGACAACGGCGCCACUCAUUCCUGUCACCGAUCCUGUUGUCGCUGCUACACUUGAGACGCCUGCAGCUAUUGUCUCGGGUAUCCCCAAUUAUCCGCCGGAGACCCCGGAGGAAAUCAACGCGCGACAGGUGCUCCAGGCUUUCUUGGGCGAGGCUUCAUCUUCAGGUGCAUUCAAGGGUGUAAUUUUGGAAAUGUGCUAUCAUCCCGUUCCCUGGACGGAAAUUGCUCAGCUUGCUUCGACGGCUGGCUGGAAGGUCAUCUUGGGUUCGGAGGCGUUGAUCUGGCAGGGCUUGGAACAAGCCCGUCUGUGGACUGGCAAGGAUGUAGUUGCUGUUCCUGGCCUGGUGGAGAAGGUCAAGAAGAUGGUGGCGAAGUCGUUAGCUGAGAGGGCGCCGUCCAAGCCUAACCUUUAAAUUUUUUUUUUCUCACGUAACAGUUUUCUACAUUCAUGAUCCUUGUAUAUAGUAUACCCUAGAGCACAGCACAUGUAUAG